This is a messenger RNA of Prorocentrum cordatum, 407 nucleotides long. NCBI's taxonomy places the organism in Eukaryota, Dinophyceae, Prorocentrales, Prorocentraceae. The record is from the annotation of a GenBank genome assembly.
CCCUGGUCAGCUGCAGCGCUGUGAUCAGCGCGUGUGGAAAGGGCGCGCAGUGGCAGCGGGCUUUGUCGCUCCUGAGCGAAUUGUGCGAGGCGAGUCUGAAGCCCAACGUCGUCAGUUACAGCGCUGGGAUCAGCGCGUGCGAGAAGGGCGAGCAGUGGCAGCACGCUUUGGCUCUGCUGAGUGAGAUGCGGGAGGCAAAGGUUGAGCCCGACGUCAUCUUCAGCUUCAACGCUGGAAUGAGCGCGUGCGGCAAGGGCGAGCAGUGGCAGCGGGCUUUGUCGCUGCAGAGCGAGAUGUGUGAGGCGAAGCUGGAGCCCAACGUCAUCCACCUACAGCGCUGGGAUCAGCGCGUGCGAGAAGGGCGAGCAGUGGCAGCGCGCUUUGUCUUUGUUGAGCGAGAUGGUUGA